Molecule: messenger RNA, 3513 nt
Organism: Lingula anatina
Lineage: Eukaryota; Metazoa; Brachiopoda; Lingulata; Lingulida; Lingulidae
Product: mutS protein homolog 4
Biological process (GO): reciprocal meiotic recombination; mismatch repair
Cellular component (GO): nucleus
Molecular function (GO): ATP binding; ATP-dependent DNA damage sensor activity; mismatched DNA binding
Source: RefSeq, a predicted model, not a curated record
UUGGUGGGGAAUACGUCUCUGUCAGGUGGCAGACAUCACAGAUUCCGAAAGUAGCAAAUUGUCUGGCUGAAGCAUUACAAAAUAAUUGAAUGAGGCACAUUUGAUGCAUUUACAACUUUCCGUAAAAUCGUAUAUAAAUGUGAUAUGUCUGGAGAUCAGCAGAAGCAGGCUAAGUAUAGUUUUGACUUGUUGGAGACACCAAUUAGCAGUGUGACAUCUGUGGAUCCACUCUCCAGUGGUACUGCCAGAAGACCAAGUUCCUCCUCUAGCUCCUUCAUUGCCCCUCCUUCAAAUGUGAGAAUAGGUGAUGGGAGCCAUACACACAGUGUUAGAUCAUCCAGUUCCACCCUCAGUAGAACGACUAGAACUACCCAAAGCAAUCAGACAGGGUCAGUAAAUACAACUGACCACACCCUCUCUUCCUCUACCAUACCCAGGUGUGUUACCCCAGGGUCACGUAGGGUUCACAGAACACCCCAUGGAUCCUACAGUGCCACCCCAAGGAAUCCAAACACUGCCUAUGUUGUUGCUUUGGUGGAAGGCCGAGGAUUAGCACGUGGAGAAAUUGGAAUGGCCUGUAUUGACCUGAAGAGCCCUGUGCUGGUUGUGUCCCAGUUCUCAGACAGCCAGACAUACAUCAAAGUAAUGACAAAGCUCCAGAUCCUGCAGCCUGCGGAGAUCAUCAUGCCCAACACAGUGUGUGAAAGUGGCAAUAUGACUACAUUGUUCAAGCAAAUAAGCAAUACUUUUCAAAAUGCAAAUAUUGCUACUGUUCAAAGGAAAUAUUUUAAUGAGACAAAAGGUUUACAGUACAUCAAGCAACUGAGUUUGCCAGAGUGUACAACAGUGGAAAUGGAGCUGGCUGGAAAGUAUUACUGCCUUGCCACUACUGCUGCCCUACUGAAGUAUGUUGAAUUUAUUCAGAAUGUUGUAUAUGCACCAAGCUCUCUUAAGGUGAUCUUCAAAGGGAGUGAAAUGACCACAAUGAUUGAUUCAACUACAGCUGGAAGUCUUGAACUGCUUCAGAAUCUCCAAGACCCUAAGAGUGAACAUACUCUGUUUGGCAUGCUUAAUUUCACCAAGACAACUGGAGGAGCCAGGUUGCUGCGGUCCAACAUACUGCAGCCUCCAUGUGACCUGGAGACGAUAACCACCAGACUUGAUGCUGUCCAGGAGUUAACAGAGAAUGAAGAACUUUUCUACAACUUGCAGUCUGUGUUGUCCAGAUUCAUGGACAUUGACCACCUCCUGUCCCUGUGUGUCCAGCUGCCCAAGCAGGAGACCCUAAAGACAGCAGAGAACAAGAUAACCAAUGUGAUCUACCUGAAGCACACUCUGGAACUGGUGGAACCUUUGAAAGAGGCUCUAAAGGACUCCACAAACUCUCUCUUCAAGGCAUACCAUGAUACCCUUGGUGAUUCAAGGUUUGAUGUGAUCAGAGAAAAAGUUCACAGCGUCAUCCAUGAGGACACCAGAUUCCAGAAGGGCAGUCUCAACAUGAGGACACAGAAGUGCUUUGCUGUCAAGCCUAAUAUUAAUGGAUUACUGGAUGUGGCCAGAAGAACAUACACAGAAAUUGUUGAUGACAUAUCAGAACUUAUAAAACAACUGAGCACAGAGCAUAUGCUGCCAUUGAAGACUGGGUACAGUGUCACUCGAGGCUUUUACAUACACAUGACCUGUGGGGGGAAAGACGGUGGUCCAUCUGCUGCAGAACUGCCUGGAAUCUUCAUUAAAGUGAACAAGUUUAAGAAUACCAUUAGUUUUACCACCACAGAUUUGAUAAAGAUGAAUGAUCGAAUAAGGGAAUCCCUACAGGAAAUCUGCCUGAUAUCUAAUGUUGUUGUGAGUGAACUGCUGACUGACAUUCGGAGUCAGAUUGGAUGUCUGUACAAGUUGACGGAGUGUGUGGCUUCCCUAGACCUGCUUGUCUCUCUGGCUCAUGCAUGCUCGCUGUCUGAGUAUGUUCGCCCAGAAUUUACAGAUACACUGGCUGUGAAGCAAGGAAGACAUCCCAUCUUGGAUAAAAUAUCAGUGGAGACACCUGUACCUAACAAUGUGUAUGCAUCAGAUGAAAGCAACUUUCUCAUCAUAACAGGGCCAAAUAUGAGUGGAAAGUCUACAUACCUUCGCCAGAUUGCCUUGCUCCAAAUUAUGGCUCAGAUUGGGUCUUGGGUUCCUGCAGAUUUUGCUUCGUUUCGAGUCUGUGACCAGAUCUUCUCUAGAAUUGGUAGUGAUGAUGACAUUGAGACCAACUCAUCAACCUUUAUGCUAGAGAUGAGAGAGAUUAAUUAUAUUAUCCAGAAUGCAUCUGCAACAUCUCUAAUCAUCAUUGAUGAACUGGGGAGAGGCACCAGUGCUGAUGAAGGAAUUGGAAUAUCCCAGGCUGUCUGUGAACAUCUUCUUUCUCUCAAAGCUUUUACAUUCUUUGCCACACAUUUCUGUGAGUUGACCAACUUGGGAAACCUUUAUCCAAAUGUGGAGAAUUAUCACUUUGAAGUCCAAAGACUUUAUGCAGCGGAAACCCAUCAUGAGAAAUUGCAGUACACCCAUGUUUUGUCUAAAGGCAUUUCCAAGGAAAAACAUUAUGGUAUUGAACUUGCCCAGGUAUCAACUCUACCUUCCUCUAUUGUGGAAGAUGCAAAACUUGUGGCUAAGGCCAUCGCAGAACAGAAAGAGCAAACACAGGGAGCUUCCCUGGAGGCCAGAAAACAUAGGGCAGUGUAUAAGCUAGCAUCCAGACUGAGUCAGGCUGCACACAACUCCAGGCUGGAUGAACACACACUGAGAAUGUAUUUACAGAAUCUGAAGAAACAAUACCAGGAGGAGCUCCAGGAAGAUGCCUCAGAUUCUUAAAAAAGUGAUGAUAUCUGUGCUUGAAAGAUUUUUAGAGAAAAAAACUUGUCAAAUGAUUGAACUUGAUAAAGGAAUAUUUCAACAUGGUAUGAAUUGUAUGAAUACAAGGAUUAUUGAAAAAAGUUGCAGACAGAUAAAAGAGUUGUAAAACCAAAAAGCACAGAUCUGAACAGAUGUUUUUAUUCCUAUAUUUCUUUCUUUCUGAUUUAGGGAAAGAUAUGAGUCAUCAUUGUUAUAUUUAAACAUUUUUGACAAAACCAGAAUUUUGCACAUUUUGUAGAACUGAUGUAAAAGGCUGUAGUGUCUUUUUGUGAAAUUUUGGUGAGAGUAAAAAUGGUUACUUAAUAUUGAGUAAUACUAAGCUACAGAAAGUUCCAAAAUUACUGCUGUCUUCUUAAUUUCCACAAGUUUUGUGUCAUACAAAAAGAGUCAAAUACUAUAGACUAAGUGUUACAUUUAUUGAAAAAAUCUAUAACUCUGAAAAAUGUGCGUCAACUCUUGUGAUAAUUGAAGAACCUGGUAGAGUAUUUGAGAAUGAAACUGAUCAGAUGCUUUUUUUGCUGACAACUAAAUGAAAAUACUGCCAAUUAAAGUGAAAUAAAAAAGCUUGAUUAAUAGGGUCCAAAAUUUAGGAAAAAUAUUGUCCAGAGGUACAGA